Molecule: messenger RNA, 1764 nt
Organism: Racocetra fulgida
Lineage: Eukaryota; Fungi; Glomeromycota; Glomeromycetes; Diversisporales; Gigasporaceae
Source: the annotation of a GenBank genome assembly
AUGACCAAUAUCCAUCGCACAUUACCAGAUAAUUGGGAAAUUUUAUAUCUUGGUCAUUGCAGUAAUUGGGAAGGGGCAUCGGGCAAACCUUUACCAGCUUACAAGGAUGGACAAUUUACUCAUAAGCUUUUUAAAUCUAAGAGGCCUUAUUGUACACAUGCUUACGCCGUUUCACAUAGUGGUGCUCUUAAACUAGUGAAAAAACUUGCUAACUUAACGACUCCGAUCGAUCUUGAAUUAACUCAUAUGAUUACAAAAAAUGAAAUUACCUCAUACACAAUUAUACCAUCGGUCAUAUCGAGAUGCUAUAUUUCUGAAAAAUCAACAGAUCUCUAUCCAGGAAAAAAUAUAUUAGAUGUGUUCUCUUUAAAGAAUUCCACAUUAUUUUCUCUUGGACUUAAUUAUGAAUUAAAUAAUACUCUUGGCUUUAGUCAUAUUUACGUUCUUAAUCUUAUAAGUCGACGAGAUAGACGCGAAAAAUUAGAAAUUUUAGCGAAAAAGCUUAAUUUAAAAUUCGAAUUUUUUCCUGCUGUUUCUCAAGACGAUGAAAAAGCACUCAAAGAAGUUGAAAUAAAAAACCCACCUUGGCCUUUAACAUCAGCUCAAGUAGCUUGUUAUCUUAGUCAUUAUAAAAUCUAUCAAUCAAUAAUUCAACGCGGAUACGAUAGCGCUUUAAUAUUGGAGGAUGACGCCGAUUUCGAACUUAAUCUCGCAUCAAUUAUAUCAGAUACAUAUCGAUUUUUGCCUUCUGAUUGGAAUAUAUAUUUUAUUGGCUAUUGUGACACUAUGGAAAGCAUAGGUCAGUUAUUAGAUGGUCAAAGUUUUUCAUCACCUUAUACAGUCCGUAGAUCAAUUAUUCCAGUAUGUACUCAUGGUUACGCUAUUUCGCGUGCAGGAGUACUCAAAUUAGUAGAAAACCUUCACCCAAUGAGUGAAACAAUUGAUUCAACAAUUCUUCGUUUAAGACGGGCAGGAACUAUUAACACAUUUUCACUUGUACCAUUGGCAAUAGUACAGUGGCGUUCAUCAAUUAAUCCAUCAGACAUUGCACCUGAAUAUAGACCUCAUUAUUUCGCCCCUUUAAAACAUUCUGCUUUAGAGCAUUUUAGACUUAUUAAAGAAACUAAUAAUACUCUUGGAUUCAAUAAGAUUUACCUUAUCAAUCAUGAGGACGAGCCGGACUAUCUAAAGAUAGUUGGAAAAUUAGCAAAAAUAUCAGAAAAAUUAUGCUUAGUUUUUACUAAUUUCAGUGCUACUCUUUCUUCAAGUCACUAUGAUGUUUACAAAUCAAUUAUCAAUCUUAAAUAUGGUAGUGCAUUGAUUUUAGAAGGCGAUAUGGAUUUUGAACUUAGAAUUACAUCAAUUAUGGUCGAUGUACAUCGAAUUUUACCUCUUGAUUGGGACAUUAUUCAUCUUGGUUAUUGUAAUUCUGAAGGUAAAUCCGGUGAACCUUUACUGCGUAGCAAUAAUAAUUUAUCUGGUUAUAAGUUAGUUAAAUCUGAGAAGCCAUAUUGCACAUUUGCCUACGCUGUCUCACAUGCCGGUGCUCUUAAAUUAAUAGAAAAAAUUGACAACUCAACAAAAUCAUCACACAAAUCACUUGAUGUAGAACUAGUUAACAUUAUUCAAUCAAGAGAAAUCAACUCGUAUACUCUUGUACCACCAGUUAUCGUAAAAUCUGGAAAAUCACAUUCCGAUAAAGAAACUUCUGACAUAAAUAUUUUGAAAAAUUCUUCUAAAGAAUAUUUUAAAUUAGAUGCAUAA